CACGGUAAAUCUCAACCCAAAAGCUGAGAGUUUUCAGUGCAGCUUCAGGGUGACAUUAUCUGCUGGGUGGUCUGUCUCUGUUUCUUACCUGAAGGAUCAAGAAUUCCACCCGCUCCUGGUAGCUGCCUCACGGGCUGGAAGGCAUUUGCUGAGAUAAGUGAAGUCUGAGUCUCAGCUGGUGGCACUUGAAAUGGCAUUACAAACAGCAGUGUCUGUGUGUGCCUGUGCUGACUCAGUUCAGCCUGCCUGUAAAGGUGGCUGGAGGUGAUGGCAGAGACCAGUCAGGAUGUCAUUGCCCUGUGGCUGAGGUGCAGAAGCUGAUGAGAAGUUCCCUUACCCAGAGGGGCAGAAACUGGCCUCUGAUGGGGCAGUCUGAGCCAAAAGGCAGAUUCCCUCUCCCCAGCCUCUGAGGGAGUGAUAACACACAGGUUCCUCGACACUGGGGUGAGCAGAGCUCUGUGGGUUAUAAAGAGUAGAUGGAUUUUCCCUGCCUUCAGAGCAGGAGCUCACAGAUGUUUGUUGGGCUCUCUGGGGAGCAGCUGCCUUCUGACCACAGCCAUACCCAGCCAUGCUCAGCAGUUAAGGUCUGAUGAUGUUUUUUCCCCUUCUCUUUCUGUAUAUCCCAAGCCCAGCCUCUGCCUCCCUUUUGCCUCCCUGGGUGCUCGUGGCCUUGGCAGGGGUGUUUCACCCUUGCCUUCCUUGAGAGUGUUCUCUGAGGCUUGUUGCUUUAGGAACAGCUGUUUUGGGAAGAUGGUGAGCUAAUCCUGCUGCUAGAUCCUCCAGCAGAACCAAGAAUGACAAAGCUUGAUGUUCACAACUGCGCUUGGGAGAGCCCAAUUCCUCUGCACUUCAUUUUUUCUUUCUUUUUACCUCCUAAAGGGGAAGGGGGCAGCAAGUUUUCUUCUUAAGACAUCAGAAGAAAAAAAAGAAGGCAGCACCCCCAUUUCCUUCCCACUGCAUGUAACUCACAGCACUCCAGUAGAGUGCACCUGCAGCUGGGACAGCCAUGGAGAAGAGUGGGAACAUUCAGCUGGAGAUUCCCAACUUCAGUAACUCUGUCCUGAGCCACCUGAACCAGCUGCGCAUGCAGGGUCGGCUGUGUGACAUCGUGGUCAACGUGCAGGGCCAGGCUUUCCGUGCGCACAAGGUGGUGCUGGCUGCCAGCUCGCCCUACUUCCGUGACCACAUGUCCCUGAACGAGAUGAGCACCGUGUCCAUCUCCGUCAUCAAGAACCCUUCUGUUUUCGAGCAGCUCCUCUCCUUCUGCUACACUGGCAGGAUAUGUCUGCAGCUGGCUGACAUCAUCAGUUACCUGACAGCUGCCAGUUUCUUGCAGAUGCAGCACAUCAUAGACAAAUGCACGCAGAUACUCGAGGGGAUUCAUUUCAAAAUUAAUGUGGCGGAGGUGGAAGCGGAAUUGAGCCAGACGAGGACGAAGCAUCCGGAGAGACCUCCCGAGUCUCACCGGGCGACGCCAAAUCUCAACCGUUCCCUGAGCCCACGUCACAACACCCCCAAGGGGAGCCGCCUGGGCCAGGUUAGCACGGUGCUGGACAUCCGGGAGCUCAGCCCGCCCGAGGAGUCCACCAGCCCCCAAAUAAUCGAGCAGAGUUCCGAUGUGGAAGGCAGGGAGCCCAUCCUGCGGAUUAACAGGGCAGGACAGUGGUACGUUGAGACGGGCAUGGGAGAGCGCGGGGCGCAGAACGACGAGGAAGUGCGGGUGCUGGGAGGAGUGCGCAUUAAGACGGAAAACCUGGAGGAGUGGCUGGGGGCAGAGCACCAGCCCUCAGGAGAAGAUGGGAGCAGCGCCGAGGAGGUCACGGCCAUGGUGAUCGACACCACGGGCCACGGAUCGCUGGGCCAGGAGGCUUUUGCCUUAGCCUCCUCUGGAGCCAAAGUGGUCAGGCCAACCAGCAGCGAGAUCGACAGAUUUAGCCCUUCUGGCAGCAUGGUUGCUGUGACUGAGCGGUACAGAUCGAAAAGCGAGUCUCCUGGGAGGAUGGAUGAGCCUAAGCAGCCCAGUUCCCAGGGGGAGGAAUCAGCCAUGCUCGGAGUGAGCGGUUACGUGGAGUAUCUGCGGGAGCAGGAGGUUUCAGAGCGCUGGUUCCGGUACAACCCACGGCUCACGUGUAUUUACUGCGCCAAAUCCUUCAACCAGAAGGGCAGCCUGGACCGCCACAUGCGGCUCCACAUGGGCAUCACACCUUUCGUGUGCCGCAUGUGUGGGAAGAAGUACACCCGCAAGGAUCAGCUGGAAUAUCACAUCCGCAAGCACACGGGCAACAAGCCCUUCCACUGCCACGUGUGCGGCAAAAGCUUCCCUUUCCAGGCCAUCCUCAACCAGCACUUUCGCAAGAACCACCCCGGCUGCCUGCCCCUGGAGGGGCCGCACAGCAUCUCCCCUGAGACCACCGUCACGUCCCGGGGGCAGGCAGAGGAGGAAUCUCCCCCGCAGGAAGAGGCCGUGGCGGUGGGGGAGACGGCACAGGGAUCUGUGUCCACAACCGGGCCGGAUUGAAGCGGCUCCGGAGUCCCAGGAGAAAGGACAGUCUUCCCAUUCCUGGCUCUGAAGAGUCAGCACCAACCCGGCAGGCUGGUACUGUAAUUAGUGCAAUGCCACCACUGAACAGAAAGAAGCUCCCAAGAUUUUGCCAAAAUAGAAAAAUCUCUCUCUUUCUCUCUCUUCCUCUCACACACCCACACACACACCCAUAGAGUGUUAAAUGUUUUUCUCCCUUAUUCCUCCUCCUCUUGGAGAAAAACAGAACAACUGUGUCAAUCAACUUCUUAUUCAGGGAUCGACAGGAUUUUAAAUUUUUUUACUGUUCUGUAGAGAUCUGGGACAAGCAGUCAUUUGUAUUUCUGGACAGCGCUGUGGCCCAGCAGGGCGUCCCGCCGGCGGUGCCGGGUUCAGCCACAGAGCCAUAUCCACUGCUCCCACUCGAGGGGAGAGCAGGGGCAAGGGGCCAUUGCCUUUCUCCCUUCCCCAGGUAGUUGCCGCAGCAAAGAAAACAAAAAUACUGUCCUGGUGGAACCUGCCUUGCCCGAGCGUAUUUAUCCCUGUCCUAUUUUGGUGUGUCUCUUUACGUUUUUAUUUAAACUGUUAUUUUAGGGCUUUGGGCUUGCCUGUUCCAGGCAUGCAGCCCUGGUGCCCCUUGUUAAAGUGGGCACAGCUACAAAGUGGUAUUCUAGAGAUCAGCAAAAUGUAAAGGAAGUACUUCAGCUACUGAGAGUGGAAUUUAGCAGCUGUGAGGUUUGCAUGAGACUCUGAUGCACUGAGAGAAGGGCUGGAGGGGCCUUUAGAGGAGGUUGUCCUCUGCUGGUGCUGAUCUGGAGAGCUCAGAGCACUCUGAGGUCCUGGCUGGAGCGCUGCCAUGCUUCAGGUGGUGCCAAGGAUUAGGAAGAGAUUUUCUGGAGUUGCUGAAUGGUGGAGUUAGAGGCUGGCUACCAAAGUCCUCUUUCACCCCUGGUCCCCCCUCGACACACACUUGAUCUUUUAGAACAGCAAUACGGGAUAUGGGAAUACUGCAAUGCUGUUGUCACAGCUGAGCAAUCGCAGGUGGUUGCUUUUAAACCUGUUUCUACAAACUAGUUUGAUAACUUUUUUUAUCAAUGAAACACAAAAAGAAAAGAGAACCCUACUCUAUUUCCUUAUAACAGUUCAGGAGACUUAAAAGUGAACAGUUCCUAGAGCAAUCACAACUCUGUCCCCUUGCAUGGACUUAACAUUUUUGUAUUCUGAGUAGCUCUGAUGUUUAGAGCAAGUUUAGCAAACCUGGAGAGACAUGCCUGCGUGUGUAUUGUAGGUGUUUGCACGAGCUUACAUGGUUCAUAACCAGAAAAGCAUGGGACAGGCAGAUAAGUGCAAAUAUCCUGACAUCUUUUUUAAAAAAAUAUGCAAUAUUUUAAGAGUUUUCUCUAGUUCUGAUGCCAAGUUGUUCAUGAUGAAGGGGGGGAAUGAACAACAGGUUGCGUGUAUCAGGUUUGGUGAAGGAGUUCUCUUGAGGAUGUAUAAUGUGUAUAUGAUGAGGAAGGGUGAAGUUCUGAACCUUAAGGUGAUGGGAGGAACAAGGAGACAUUGAAAAAGAAAUACACUUCCUCUUGCUUCAGCAAGAAAGCUGGAUGAGAGGUUAGAGUGGGGGCUUAGGCAGAAGACUGACCAAGUGACAAUAGUGCCUGGCCUGCUGUCUGACUGCAGUUUUGGGCACAUGGAAACAUCUCCAGCCCUUGCUUUCCCCAUCUGCAAAUUGAUACUUGGGAUCAUUUUUCUGCCCCUUUGAAGGGAAUAAUUUGGAGAAGAGUGAUGUAUUCUUGCCUUGAUUUAUAGAUUUUUUCAUGUGUGAGGGGUCUCACUGUUCCUCCCAUCUCCCUCUCAAAAAGAGAUGUGGCUCUAAUGUGGUUUUGUGUGUGGGAAAGGGCUCGGUGCCAGUAUCAUGUGUAACAGGGAUGGGAUCCUACAAGAGGAACCUUUGUAGGUGCUCUGAGCUGGGUACCUGCAAAGUACCAUUUCAUUGACCAUUUCAAACAGGAAAACUGAUUAUUUCACUUCUGUUUUCCUUCUGUGCCUUCUUCCUCCUCUCCUGUCAAGGGCAUCCAUCACACAGGGAGUGAUUUGGCCACCCAACCAGCUCUGUCAGGUUUCCUGGCAAAGGUCAAACAUCACAGUACCAAAACAGUGAGGUUGCCAGAGAGUAGUGGCAGAGGAUGAGUGAGAGGGUGGCCAAGGUAGGUUUUGUUGCAGUCAAGGUGCAGGGAGGAGUGGAGAUGUGCUGCUUUAGUCAUAGCUUUUGAAGUUACCAAAAAUGAAAAAAAAAAAAGUUAAAAACUUUGAAAUCCUAUCUGUUCACACUAGAGAGCAUAAAAAGUUACUUUUAGUU
Molecule: messenger RNA, 4877 nt
Organism: Lonchura striata (white-rumped munia)
Lineage: Eukaryota; Metazoa; Chordata; Aves; Passeriformes; Estrildidae
Source: RefSeq, a predicted model, not a curated record